UAAUUAUUAUAUAUUGUUGACACUGUUUUUGACAUGAUAUUGGAAAACGGUCCAAAGUUCAAUUGAUUGUUAAAAAUGUUGUACGGUGAGUGUUUUACAUAUCUUUUGUAGGCCUACGAUUUAAUAACAGGGAUUACCUUAAAAUCGCUAAAACUGUGAUAAUUGGGAGAAAUGGAUCUGGUUCUCAACACCGCCGAUCACUACAUCUUGACGCCGCACGUGUAUCCGACGUGGUGGAAAGAAGAUGACGUCACACGUCAGCUAAUCAGUCUGUUUGCAAUCGUUAACAUUGGUGGAUACAUCAUGUACUUGUCGUUGGCGACAUUAAGUUUCUUUUUCGUCUUUGACCGAAGACUGCUGAAACAUCCAAAAAUUCUCAAGGAUCAAGUGAAACUGGAAAUAAUGUACACGUGCAGCUCUAUUCCGUUGAUGGCUGUACCCACCGUGGCCCUGUUCCUGUUAGAAGUUCGAGGAUACAGUAAACUGUACGACAGCGUUGACAACAAACUAGGUUAUGCUGGUAUCGUGAUUUCUGCGUUCACGUUUAUUCUGUUCACGGACGCUUGUAUCUACUGGAUUCAUCGUUUCUUGCACCACAAACUUGUGUACAAGCACGUGCACAAACCGCAUCACAAGUGGCUAGUCCCCACCCCUUUCGCAAGCCACGCCUUUCAUCCACUGGACGGAUUUCUACAGAGUUGUCCGUAUCAUAUUUAUCCAUUUUUAUUUCCAUUACAUAAAGGACUGUAUUUGUGUCUUUUUGUGUUUGUGAACAUUUGGACAGUGUCUAUACACGAUGGUGAUUAUAGGGUACCAGACGUUCUUAAACCCUUUAUAAAUGGUUCCGCGCACCACACGGAUCAUCAUCUGUUUUACAAUUAUAACUAUGGACAAUUUUUCACACUGUGGGACAGGAUUGGGGGCUCGUUCAGGUGGCCGAGUUCAUUCAACGGAGAGGGACCAGCGAAUGCGGUAGAAGAAUUGGACAAAUCUGCUGCACAAAAUGGUCACACUCCUCAGAAUGGACACCUGGAUCCUAAAAAGAAAAAUUAGAUUUAGAUCUAUAACCUGUUUCACUACUGUGAUAUAAAAUAUUUUGUUACAAUCAUAUCAUUCAUUUAAGUUAUAGGUUCUACAUUGAACUCUUUAUAUAAAACGUUACGAUGUGACAGCAAUAGCAUGUACAUAAUCACGAUAUUGAGUUACAUUUUUAAGGGACACAUCUCCGGAUUUAUUUUUUUUCGAAAAAUUAAGAACGUACUGUCGUGCCUUGUUAAAUAUAGAAAGGUAUAAGAUACAUUCAAGCAAUUCUAUGAAUAAUUAGUUGCAAAAACAUUUGUGUAAAUUAUAAAAAAAUAUUUGGAUGCAGUUUUUUACCACAUUCUACAAAUAUCAACAAGAUUGAAUUUUCUUGGCUGAUAUUUAGAACACAUUCACAUCUAUAUUAAAACCUUUUUUUAGGAAAGACUGGAUGCAUGCUGCUUUAAAACUUUGCAAUCGGAAUCAUAAAAAAGUCGCAGUUGCAUAAAUAGUUUUUGUAUGUACAUGUACGAUUUUUAUUACUCUUCUUCAUAUGAUAUUGGCAAUAUUUGUUUACUUUUAAAAAUGUUAUUGAUAAUAUAUUUUUUUACUUUUCCUUCAUGUUUUAACACCUUCGUUUCUUUUUUCAGGGCUAUGCCUGUUGUUUUAAUAACAAUGUAGACGCUAUGAUGAUAUUGACUAACAGGGUACAGUUAGAAUAGUUCAUUACCAGUGAAAAGUACUUUUAAUAUUUUCACUAAUAAACUUCACUCAAAAAUGUGCAAUCUGUCUUAAAACUUCUAAUAUAGAGAUAAUUAUUCAUGUUCAGACAAAAUUAUGUAGAAUUUAAUAUCUCUUAUCUAUUUGUCAAAUGUUUAUGAUACAGAACACUUUAAAAGGUCAUUAAAUGAAAUAGGAGAUGAAGAUUACUGUUGUUAAGUUUUAGCUAAAUAGGAGGAGAUGAAGAUUACUGUUGUUAAGUUUUAGCUAAAUAGGAGGAGAUGAAGAUUACUGUUGUUAAAUUUUAGCUAAAUAUGAGGAGAUGAGGAUUACUGUUGUUAAGUUUUAGCUAAAUAGGAGGAGAUGAAGAUUACUUUUGUUAAGUUUUAGCUAAAUAGGAGGAGAUGAGGAUUACUGUUGUUAAGUUUUAGCUAACUUUUCUUGAUUACAAAGUAAUUGCUCGAGGUUAGCUAGUGUGAUUGGCCUGUGUCCAUCGUCCGUCGUUGUCGGUUGUUGUAGGCUACUGUUACAUGUCACAAUUUUAACGCACUUGGUCAAAAUGUUAAUAAAAACACUCUAUUAUGAAUAUGUAUGUCACCAGAAAAGAUUAACUAACAACGUCUGAGGAUUAUUUACGUUUAUUUAUGUUUCCAAUAAAUGUUUUAUCGCUUGCGUUGAGCUCGGCACGGCCUCAAAAUGGCCGAUCAGAGUAUAUGCGCUAGCGGCUUUCAUUAGUGCGUCCGUCCGAUUUUGUCUGGACAAUAACUUUAACAUAUACGAGUUCUUAUGUUUCUUUCAUAUCAAUGUUUUUCUAAAUAAGUCAUUAUAUCACGCGCAAACCCUAUGUCAUAUCUUAAAGGUAAAUUUGAUAUACAUUAAGCAAUCUAUUUUUUUAUGCCUAAGUGUUUGCUUAUAUGAGUCAAAAGAGUCAUACGCAAAUUCCAGGCCUCUAUGUCAAUGGUCAAGGUCUCAGAAGGUCUAUAAAUCUGGUCUAGACCAUAAAGUUGACUUGCAUUGAGUAAUUUCUUUUUUCUUAUUUUGCAGAAAUUAGCUUGGUUAAACAUGUAUUGCAACAGGUCACAGGUCCCUAUCUCAAAGGUCAAGGUCACACUAAGGAGUCAAAGGUCAUGUAGUAUUUUGUUGGUGCUGUAACUUUGACUUGUAUGGAGCUUUUGUUUUAUUUUGGUUGAAAAGUACGAGUUACUGAGGCGGCAUUUGACCAUUAUUUUAAGAGAUUUCUUAUUUUUAGUAUGUUCUGUUAGAGAUUUAUUUAAUGAAUAAAAAGACCCAUUACAUAGAAUUAGAUCCCUAAGAAAAAUGUAUAUUUCUUUUUUUUUACUUUUGUAAUUACUUCCCUUUAACAUGGAAGUAUUCAAAAAGUGGGCAUUUUCUUUUAAUUUCGACACGAUUUCUUGUUUUACAUUUACAUUUGAUAGUUUUCGAGAUAUUUCAACAAUCUGGACCAAAAGGCAAGUUUUAAAACAGUGUGUAGCUUCCGAAUUCAUUUGCUUCGAAUGUAUCCUGGUAGCGCACCCAAGAUAGGUAAAGGGAAAUAAGUUUUUUACAAACUUGCAUUCUUUAUGAAUUUCGGCUAACUAUGUAUAUGUUAAUGUAAAUUUUUGCUAAAUAUGAUACAAUAGUUCGUAUAUUUGUAUAAUUCCAUAGGCAAAGUAGAUUUAUGAAAUUGGUACAUAUGCUAUAAAAACUCUAUCUUGUUUUGCAACCAGGAUAGGAAAAUCAAUUUAUAAGAAUACUCCUGUGAAAAUCUUCCAUGUAUUAGGCUCUCAAUGAACACAAGUGUAAAUGAUCAUUUCUUAAACUUUCAAACAAAUCCGUUACUUGAUCAAGUAUGUCAUUGCGACAUUUUUAUGUAAAGCUUUGUGAUUGUGUGAGUUUAUAAUACGUUAUUAAUGUCAUGUUUAAACAUAGAAUGUUUGUUUUAUACAAUAAAAGUAUGUUAAAAAGUUUCGCAUAUAAAUCGUAUUUGAUAUAAAAUAUAGUAUUUUGCAUUAAAGUCUGCUAUUUAUCAAAAUUCAUGUAUUAUUUAAAAAAAAUCUUACUACUUCCUGUUAUUUGCUAAAAACAUAUUCUUGUCAUAGAAGAAAUACAUUUUUCGAUUUGUUAAUUUGACAUUAGGCCUAAAAUACAUUUUAUUUUUUUAAUAAAAGUAACAUGUACUAUACUUUACACAAUUAUAUAUUAAAUGUUGUUGUAAAAACCUUAA
Messenger RNA from Mercenaria mercenaria, 3964 nucleotides. RefSeq names its product lathosterol oxidase-like. The transcript has 4 exons. Bases 172 to 1053 code for a protein of 293 amino acids. Gene Ontology annotation, molecular function: iron ion binding; oxidoreductase activity. The record is from RefSeq and is a predicted model, not a curated record. NCBI's taxonomy places the organism in Eukaryota, Metazoa, Mollusca, Bivalvia, Venerida, Veneridae.